Akanthomyces muscarius is the source of this 1161-nucleotide messenger RNA. RefSeq lists its product as uncharacterized. Bases 1 to 1161 code for a protein of 386 amino acids. The transcript is spliced from 2 exons. Lineage: Eukaryota; Fungi; Ascomycota; Sordariomycetes; Hypocreales; Cordycipitaceae. The record is from RefSeq and is a predicted model, not a curated record.
AUGAGCCAAUAUGCUUCCCAUAGCUCAUCGGACCCAUCCAUCAAUCAAGAGUCGAAACCAGUCACCGGUUGGAAACGGCAUCAUAAAGAAUUCGAGCACGUCUUGGGAAUUCAGCCAAAAUUUGAACUCCUCAUCUCGUCCCCCGACACGCCAUUCGCCCACGAAGCAGGUGUAUACUUUGAAUCAGAAGACGUGCUCUUUGUGACGAGUAAUCGCCUCGUUGAAAACGGCAAAAAUGGCCUCGAGAAAAGCCAGCAUGUCCAAAUUUCUCGCAUUGACCUAUCGCAAUUCCGUCGCAAAGGAAGCGGGCUCGCUACAAGAGACGAGAUCUCCGGUGGCUCCAUUCAGAUGGGCAAUGGCGGGGUCAAUUACCAAGAUGGCAUCUUAUUCUGUGCUCAAGGAUCUGACAUGUCGCCAAGCGGCCUGGUAUGGAUGUCCAAAAGCGCACCGUUUCAAACAAAGGCAAUCGUAACGAGCUACCACGGCGUUCAAUUCAACUCUGUGAAUGAUGUUGUUGUGAGCAAGCUAGACGGUAGUAUCUGGUUCACGGAUCCGACGUACGGUCACGAGCAGGGGUACAAAGCAUCGCCAUCUUUACCAAGUCAGGUGUACCGAUAUAUCCCUGAUGAAAACGGCGGAUACGGCAGCAUCAGAGCAGUGGUCGAUGGUUUCGGCCACCCGAAUGGCUUGUGCUUUUCUCCAGAUGAGAGCACCCUGUACAUCACGGACACGGACAAAGUGCAUGGCUCUGGCCACAUUCGCAGUGAUCGGCCAUCUUCCAUAUAUGCGUUUGACGUCAUUCGCAGACAUGGGCACCCGAUGGUAUGCAACCGACGAUUGUUCGCCUUCGUCGAGGCGGGUAUUCCAGACGGCAUCAAAUGCGACACGGAUGGUCGCGUGUACAGUGGCUGCGGCGAUGGGAUACACGUCUGGUCAGAAAGUGGCGUGCCACUGGGCCGCUUUCAAAUCGCAGGCGGCGUGGCCAACUUUUGCUUUGGUCGCCCGGGAGAGAUCUUUGCCUUGAAUGAGCAUCAUUUGUGGAGAGUCAGUAUUGCUUCGUCAAUACAGGGCGCUCUACUGGCUGAUUUGCCCACUCAUGCCAAGGGCAGGAGAAAAAUCACAACUAUGGUUAGGAAUGGUCUUCGUAACGUGUUUUGCUGA